AUGUUCAGAAAUAACUACGACAACGACUCCGUCACUUUCUCUCCCCAAGGUCGCAUCUUCCAAGUCGAGUACGCAUCAGAAGCCGUCAAGCAAGGUUCAGUAGUGGUGGGGAUCGUCAGCAAGACACAUGCCGUCCUCGUAGCACUCAAGCGCAACGCAGAAGAGCUCUCGUCAUACCAACGCAAAAUCAUCCCGAUCGACACCCACUAUGGUGUUGCUCUCGCUGGUCUCGCCUCCGAUGCCCGUGUCCUCUCCAACUUCAUGAAGCAGCAAUCGCUCGCAUCACGACUCACAUACGACCGCCCCAUCCUCCUCUCCGAGAUCACAUCCCGCAUCGGCGACCGCGCACAGACAAACACCCAGCACUACGGCAAGCGACCUUACGGUGUGGGCCUCCUCAUCGCGGGUGUAGAUGCGAAGGGACCCCAUCUCUUCGAGUUCCAGCCCAGCGGAGUGACACAAGAGAUGGUGGCGUGCGGUAUUGGCGCGAGAAGUCAGAUGGCGCGGACAUACUUGGAGCGGAACUUGGAUGAGUUUGAGGGCAGCAGCCGGGAGGAGUUGAUUAAGCACGCACUACGGGCGCUGAAGGAUAGCUUGAGCCAGGACAAGGAGCUGACCAUCGACAACACCAGCUUGGGUGUCGCUGGUGUUGACGAGAACUUCAAGCUGUACGAAGGACAGGAGAUCGCAACCUGGUUAGAGACGACAUUCGAGAACAAGCCAGAGGGUGGUGAGAGCAUGGAGGUUGACUCGUAG
Molecule: messenger RNA, 756 nt
Organism: Fulvia fulva
Lineage: Eukaryota; Fungi; Ascomycota; Dothideomycetes; Mycosphaerellales; Mycosphaerellaceae
Product: putative proteasome subunit alpha type-6
Exons: 3
Coding region: 1-756 (251 amino acids)
Biological process (GO): ubiquitin-dependent protein catabolic process
Cellular component (GO): proteasome core complex, alpha-subunit complex; nucleus; proteasome core complex
Source: RefSeq, a predicted model, not a curated record